This is a messenger RNA of Balaenoptera ricei (Rice's whale), 4793 nucleotides long. Its product is annotated as serine/threonine-protein kinase MARK2-like. Lineage: Eukaryota; Metazoa; Chordata; Mammalia; Artiodactyla; Balaenopteridae. The record is from RefSeq and is a predicted model, not a curated record. The coding region runs from base 1819 to 2625 and encodes 268 amino acids. The transcript has 4 exons. Gene Ontology annotation, biological process: microtubule cytoskeleton organization; protein phosphorylation; intracellular signal transduction. Gene Ontology annotation, molecular function: tau-protein kinase activity; protein serine/threonine kinase activity; ATP binding. Gene Ontology annotation, cellular component: cytoplasm.
GCGCACGCAGGGCACGCACGGCCGGCGGGGCCGGCGCUCCAGGCCGUUGGUCUCCCCGCCCGGAUCGCGAGCGUUGGGAGUAAACACCCCCCCAUGGAGAUCCAGGCGUGUUCGCCGCGGAGGCGCCGUUAUCCCGGACCGGGCGGACCCGAGCGUGAGGCCGCCGCAGAAAGGACCAAGCUUUCCAAAAUAGUAGUGGACCAGAUGGAAGAAAUGUAAUAUUCAAAGGCAAAUCUAUAUAUGUUACUUCAGAUAUAUCAAGUAAAGGGCACAGGCUCCAGACGCGCAGGCUCAGUAGUUGUGGCUCACGGGCCCAGUUGCUCCGCGGCACGUGGGAUCUUCCCAGACCAGGGCUCGAACCCGUGUCCCCUGCAUUGGCAGGCAGAUUCUCAACCACUGCACCACCAGGGAAGCCCAAGAUGUUUAGUCUCACUUACUCACAGGGGGACGCGUGCAGAGGCCUCGAACCUGGCACCUCAGACCAGAGUUUCUUGUGCGAAACCGCUGCUCCCCACACCUCAGCUCCGGGACCGUGUGCAGAAGGACACGCCUCUCAAUCCAAGAUGGCAGCGGCAAGCCAUGCGCAGAGACUCCGCGAGAUUUGGAGCCUGAGCCACGCAGCUGCGUCUGCCUCGCGAGACUCCGCCCUCUUCUCGCGUAACUGACGAGAACGCCAGCCAGCCGCUCCGUUCAGGAUCCGUUGGGAAGAGUGUGAACUUUAGAAUGUGAGGGCGGACCUCUCCAGAAUUGAACUCAAUUUUGUUUUAUUGACACGGGUGACACCAGGAGGACACUUUUGGGGGGCCUGACAAUUUCGGCUCGCCCUGGCUUCAGCGAGAGGAUGGCGGAGGCUUUGGGAGGUUUGUGUGAGGAUGACUGGCUCUGGUUUCUGAGUUCACCGAUAGGUUACAACGGCGGUAGCCUUCAGCAGAAUUCAGAGCAACUCUGCCCAGGAACCCGAUACCCGGGUGUGGUGCGCACACAGUGUAGCCCCUAGGGGCAUCUGCACUUGGCCCCCUCGAGGGGAUCACACUGUGCCGGCUGUCACUGGGGCUUGGAGACUGAUACUCAUGCGUAUCUUCCAGCUGCUUGUGGCUGUCCUUCCCUUGGUGCCAGAUGCCCGGGGACGGCGGGGUCCUGUGGACGAGAAAAAGCCGCAGCAGUCUGACCCGCUGUCUCGCCAGCAGUGCUGCCUGCCUGACCCCUGUACAAGGCAGCAACGGCUGCACCAGGACUUUUUGCCCUCCUCGCUGACCUGGGUCAACGGUAUAUUCUCCCUCAUCACUUGCAGUUUGGUAAAGGAACUGGGCAGCCCAUGAGCCAGGAGGCGAGACCCGGAAAGAUCCAGGUAGUGAGGACCGCCUGACAAAAUGGAUAAGGAUGCAUCUCUGAGUUCCUGAAGUGGGCUGGGGGCCCUGUGAGCCACUCGCGGGACCGUGAGCUGCUGGCGAGAACAGGAAACACCCACCGCCCCACCGCCCCACCUCUCCUCCCCCUCUGCUUGUGAGGCAAACCUUGGGUGAUUCUUCAUCAGCCAAGUUUCCACGGGCUCUCCUCUGGGAUCAGCACAGGAUACCAGCUGACCCGGCAAUCUGGUAAGUACUCCAUGGGAAUUCCUCAUAAUUUUAGCUCUCAACUGGCUGGAGGUCUGAAAACUCCUCCUUUUUGGCUGAAAGGGGGAAAGAGAAGGCCCCUGCCUCAGACAGCUGUGCCCCCCCGCUAAGGGACCACAUAGGUCCCACACUGAAGCUCCUGAAUCACCCCAAUAUUGUAAAACUGCUGGGGGCGAUUAACACAGAGGAGGCAUUUAUUCUGGUGAUGGAGUACCUCAGUGGGGGGGACAUGUGCCACUAUUUGAAGACCCAUGACCGUAUGACAGAGGUGGAGGCCCGAGGCCCGUUCCGGCAGCUGCUCUCCGCCCUGCAGCACUGCCACCAGAGGGGCAUCGUGCAUCGGGACCUGAAGCCAGAGAACAUCCUCUUUGAUUCCAACAUGAAUAUCAAACUUACAGACUUUGGCUUCAGCAACAAGUGUGAUGACUCUGGACAAAUGGACACAAUCUGCGGCACACCCCCUUACUGUGCCCCGGAAAUCUUCCUGGGGCAGAGCUACGGCCCUGCGGUGGACGUGUGGAGCCUGGGAGUAGUGCUCUACGCCAUGGUAACUGGGUGCCAGCCCUUUUGGGGAAAAGACUACCAGGAGCUGCGGAAGCAAGUCCUACAAGGGAAAUACCACAUCCCACCUUAUCUGUCUUUGGAGAUAAGGGAUCUAUUACAAAAAAUGAUUGCCCUCAACCCCAGUGACAGAGGCACCUUACCUGACCUCAUGAGGCAUGCUUGGUUAAACAUGGGCCAGAAGGAGCCACUCCAGCCACCCUGUGAAGAGGACCUGAAGGUGACAACGGUGACGACUCCGGGCUUGACUUGCGACCAGAUCCAGGAUGCUGGAACAGGCAGUGUGAGCGCCAAGAAACCCCAGGUAGGGGCCUCCAUCGUAACUGUGAGGCCCUUCUGUCGCAGGGACCUCAGCGGCAGUGAACUUGAGCCUUCUCCAAGCCCUGUGGUGUCCCCCCUGAAAAGCAGGUGGCUCUACCAGGGAGAAAACGUGCAGCUGCAGGAAGACUAGCAGGCGGGGCAGAAGACCGGUGAGUCUGCCUGUCCCCCACCCAGCCUGGAGGCGAGGACUGCCACCCCCAGCCCAGCCCCCCAGUGUGGCACUGGGACAUCCCCCUCCACCAGCAGCAGCAUUGGAGCCCCAGAGGGAACCAGCUGCCCCCCGGAUGUGUCCAACACUGGAGGGUCCUCCCACACUGGGCAGCCUGAGAGUGUGUCCUCAUCCACUCCCUCUGGCCACAGCCAGAAAAAAGCAAGGGGUGGCUAGGAGAAUCUGGAACUUUGUUUUGAAACAUCUUUGUUGCAAGCUGCCCAGCAAGAGGCGUCAUAAUAAAGUGAGCCCAUGUGAACCCCAUGCAUGACCGAGGCAGGAAGGUCAGGCCGCCGCGCUCCCUGGGGCCCGGUCCAGUGGAAGAUGAGGGUGUUCUCUGCGUGGCCUUCAGAAGCAUCGUACCCAAGACCCUGGCCAGCUCAGAGGAUGGUCCGGAGCAGCCCGGGCGACCGAAAGCGAGGCCACCGUGGCUGCAGGUCUGCCCCUCAACCCCCACCUGGGUGAAACUUCAGAGACUGGACUGUCAUUCCUGGGUCACGUCUCCCCUCCCCCACUCUUCUGUCUUCCGUGUUGGUGGGGGAGGGGGAUAGUUCUUGUUCCAAGGACUCCUUGGUUCUUCCAAUUCUAGUUAAUAAACUUGAUGCUCGGGCUUCCCUGGUGGCGCAGUGGUUGAGAAUCUGCCCGCCAAUGCAGGGGACACGGGUUCGAGCCCUGGUCUGGGAAGAUCCCAUGUGCCGCGGAGCAGCUGGGCCCGUGAGCCACAAUUACUGAGCCUGUGCAUCUGGAGCCUGUGCUCCGCAACAAGAGAGGCCGCGACAGUGAGAGGCCCGCGCACCGCGAUGAAGAGUGGCCCCCGCUUGCCACAACUAGAGAAAGCCCUCGCACAGAAACGAAGACCCAACACAGCCAUAAAUAAAUAAAUAAAUACUUUAAAAAAAAAACACAAAAAACUUGAUGCUCCAGAAAGAUGUAUCACACCCUGCUUUGCAUCUGCUGUGAUGUAUAGUGCUCAAGGAGACACCUAGAAAGACAGAAGCUGAGAGAUUGGAGUGUGGAUGCACAAAUAGAGUUACUGGGAAUGGGAGAAGUACAAUUUAAACUCAGUUACUGGGGCGCACACUUCCACUCCAGCACAACGCAGUGCUUUACAUGUUUACAUGGCCCCAAGGUAUUAUAGGACACAUUCCCAUUAGCUCUGUUGCUUCUGGGCCGUGCUCAGGAACUAGGUCAAUACAGAUGCUCCUGGGUGGGGAUCCAGCGUCCACAUUGCUCAGUUCCAUCCUUUUCCAUAAGCCCGAGCUCACCCCCAGCCUCCUCCCCACAAACAGGUGGAGGUCAGCUCAUGACUCUCACAAUCCUCAGGUUCUUCCAACCUGCUUUCAUCCUUGGGGAAAACCAGCCAAUUGUUGGCUUGUCUUUCCCAAAGUUAUCAUCCUCUUUAUUUCUAAUGUGGAACACCUACCCCUUUAUUCAAUUUCAGAUUUUAUAAAAUACUGGAAAAGUCUUUGGCUUUAAGCUGCUUUUUUCUGCUUUCCUACAACAAAUGUCCACUGAGAAAGAAAACAGAAAAUCAUUAUCUAAUUGAAAUUGUAGGAGCAAAUAUAUGUAGAAAAAAUAUAUAUACCUUAAUACUGUCCCAUUUGUAUACGUAUUUCUGAUCAGUGCCAUUUGUAUAGCUUCACUAUUAAUUGUCAAUUCCUUUGGGGUAACCUGGAGUCCCUACUGACAUGCAAACAUUCUCUGAGAAAACAGCACUGCUAUUACCACUUAACUAAGCUUUAAGGUAAAUUAAUUUGUCAGCUUUGUUGGUAUGACCACUGACAGUCACUAGACUGCAGCUCGUUAAGAUUGGUUAUAAAAUGUGUUUUGCUGGAGGGCGGGGGAGAGGAAGUUUCUGAGCCCAGUUGAUAUUCUCAGACUAAUUCACAGUGUGGUCUUGGGGGCUGUUCCUGUCUCUGGAAUAGAAGCGGCCAGAGAGUGAAGAAUUACAAGAACAUUUACUUCCUUCAUUUCCUCUUUAGUUCUAAAUAUAUCUCAAUGUCCAAAAAUAAAAGGCUAUGUAAUAUAUUUCCAGUUUUUCUUUAUGAAUAGGAUCAGUAAAUAAUUAAUAAAAGCAAAUUAAAAGUGAA